GGGAUAACUUAUUUCUUUCCCUUUUUUCAACAAAAAGAAGACCAUCACAUAGUUUCUUUUAUGAAUCUGGCAAAUUACUCUUACUUCUCUGGCAUGUGCAACAUGACCGCAGAGACGCAGCAGCAGCAGAACUCUCCCUCCGAGGCGAGUCCUCUCGUCAUGUCUCCUAAUGUCCUGUCUCCUACUAAUGUGAGCCUGCAGGACUCUCCUCUGCAGGCUGCACAGCCGCCUCUCAUGCUGCAGGCCCGGAACAAGGACACCAACGUGUUGAUCAAGUCUGAACCCCGAGGGAGCAGCAGCAGCCCCAACAACACGGAGGAUGGAGGAGGAGGAGGAGGAGGAGGAGGAGGACAGACCGAGGAGCACCUGUCCACCGGUAGCCGCCGGAGGAAGAGGCCCGUCCAGAGAGGAAAGCCUCCCUACAGCUAUAUCGCCCUCAUCGCCAUGGCCAUCGCCAACUCCCCCGAGAGAAAGCUCACUCUGGGAGGCAUCUACAAGUUCAUCAUGGAGCGCUUUCCUUUCUACAGGGAGAACUCCAAGAAGUGGCAGAACUCCAUCCGACACAACCUCACCUUAAACGACUGCUUUGUGAAAAUCCCCAGAGAGCCAGGUAGACCAGGUAAAGGCAACUACUGGACCUUAGAUCCAGCUGCUGAAGACAUGUUUGACAAUGGGAGCUUUCUGAGGAGGAGGAAGAGGUUCAAGCGCACAGAUGUGAGCACCUACCCGGGUUACAUGCAGAGCUCCAGCGCGUUCACACCGACUCCAAUGGGCAGCAGGCCUGCAUACCCAAAUACCCUUUACGCAUCUGGUUAUGGCUCCCAGCUGAGUGCAGCAUCGCCGCAUCCGGCCAUGCUGCAUCACUACCACCAGACCUCCAGCCAAGCACAGCCACGCAUGUUCAGCAUCGACAACAUCAUCAGCCAGCAGCCGGGUGGAGAGCUGCAGAGCUUGGGGCUGCAGGACAUGGGCUCCAUGACCUCCAGCUGCUCGGUCACUGGUGGUACCGACCAGUCUGCAUGCUUCCAGACCCAGACUGGUGUCAACAUGUUGGGCAGGAACAGUGGGAAUCUGUCAUCCAACCUGGCUGCAGGUUACCCGUACUCCUCCUCCUCCUCGGCCUCUCCUCCCAACCUGCAGGCCAUGACGCAGCAGUCUGGUUUCUCUCCACCAGGCAGCUCUCAGGUGUACUGCUCCGCCGGGAACAGGCUCUCUCUGCCGGCGCUGCGUCCGGGAUCCUGCGCCGAGCACACGGAGCAGCUGCUGGGCCUCUCCGGCUCCAUGAACUCCUACAACAACACCUACAUGAGACAAGCCAACUUUGCGUCAGGACUAGAGCGAUAUAUGUGAGACUUUAUAUGCCAAAAAACAAAAAACUAAAAUCCAAAUUAUAGGCUACUAAAUAGUCCCAUAUUAAAGGAAUAUUCCCCCAAUAAGUGCAUAAGAGAUGAAACACUUAGGUCUGGUAUAGGCCUGCAACUUUGCCUGCAACUUUGCGUCAGGACUAGAGCGCUAUAUGUGAGACUUUAUUUGCCAAAAAAAACAAAAUUAUAGGCUACUAAAUAGUCCCAUAUUAAAGGGAUAUUCCCCUAAUAAGAACAUAAGAGAUGAAACACUUAGGUCUGGUAUAGGCGUGUUUCAAAAUGUCUUAAAUGGCCUAAUAUUAGGCCUCUAUAUGUCACUCAUUAAACUACAGAUUUAUAAGUUCUUAUACGAAUUUGAUUUAUUUUUUAUGACACAUAUAUUGUGACAGAAAACGACCGAGCCUCACGAUAAAACAUUCCUAUAUUUUUAAGUCUUCAUUUUGAAGCAGAUUGUACUAAAUUUAUUAAAAUAUAUUCAAGACCAAAACCAGCUCAAAAAUCCUCAAUUCAAUUUUAAAUAAUUUGUAACUAUCAAUCAUGCUUCAAAAUAUAACACUUGUUUUUUUCCCUAUUAGUAAAACAAAAAAUGUGAAAUAUAUUGUCCAAUAUAUUUUGUAUAUUUCAAAAUGUCUUAAAUGGCCUAAUAUUAGACCUGUGUUACUCAUUAAACGACAGAUUUAUAAGUUCUUAUACGAAUAUGAUUUAUUUUUUAAAAGAUAUCA
Molecule: messenger RNA, 2086 nt
Organism: Sebastes umbrosus (honeycomb rockfish)
Lineage: Eukaryota; Metazoa; Chordata; Actinopteri; Perciformes; Sebastidae
Gene: foxe3
Product: forkhead box E3
Exons: 1
Coding region: 61-1350 (429 amino acids)
Biological process (GO): anatomical structure morphogenesis; cell differentiation; regulation of transcription by RNA polymerase II
Molecular function (GO): DNA-binding transcription factor activity, RNA polymerase II-specific; RNA polymerase II cis-regulatory region sequence-specific DNA binding
Source: RefSeq, a predicted model, not a curated record